AUGAUGAUGGGUCAAGAUGAGGUUGGGAGUGAUCAGUCGACGCAAAUCAUAAAGGGGAAGCGUACGAAGCGACAGAGAUCUUCGUCGUCGACGUUUGUUGUGGCGGCGACGACCACCGUGACCUCCACAAGUUCAUCAGCCGGCGGUGGAGGAAGAGCGGUUUCCGACGAAUACAACUCGGCGGUUUCGUCUCCGGUAAGUACUGAUUGUACUGAGGAAGAGGAAGACAUGGCGAUUUGUCUUAUUAUGUUGGCUCGUGGGGUUGUUCCGUCGCCCGAUCUCAAGAAUUCGACAAAAACUGAUAAGAUUCUUCAUCAGAAGAUUUCGUCGAGUUUCUAUGUGUACGAGUGUAAAACAUGUAACCGGACUUUCCCUUCGUUCCAAGCACUUGGUGGACACAGGGCCAGCCACAAGAAACCGAGACCCUCCGGAGAUGAAAAGACGAAGUUACCCCUGAUGCAGCCCAAGUCUACUGGGUCAGAUGAAGGACAAACAAGUCUUUUCAAAGUUUCCGGCUCUGCCCUUGCUUUCCAGGCAAGUAACAUGAUCAGCAAGGCAAACAAAGUACACGAGUGUUCGAUUUGCGGUUCUGAGUUCACUUCGGGGCAAGCCCUCGGUGGCCACAUGAGGCGGCACAGGACAGCCGCCACCGCAGUUAGCCCGGCCGCGGCUGUCGAAGUUAGUAGAAACAGCACAGAGGAUGAGAUUGUUGAGAAUUUGGGUCGUUCGAUGGAGCAGAGGAAAUAUCUACCGUUGGAUCUUAAUCUACCGGCACCAGAAGAUGAUCUAAGAGAGUCGUCAAAGUUUCAAGGGAUAGUGUUCUCAGCCACACCAGCCUUAAUAGAUUGCCAUUACUAG
Arabis nemorensis is the source of this 858-nucleotide messenger RNA. The record is from the annotation of a GenBank genome assembly. NCBI's taxonomy places the organism in Eukaryota, Viridiplantae, Streptophyta, Magnoliopsida, Brassicales, Brassicaceae.